AUGAAUGCUGGCAGCAUGCUUAACACAUGCAAGUCAAAUGGAAAAUGGUGUUUCCAGCGACGGACGGGAGAGNUAAUCCUGCGACGGCGGCGUAAGCUGCCGGUGAUUCGCCUGGGAGGCAGCGCCAGCGACAAGCCAAAGAGAGGGAUGUUUAUAGUAAGAAUGGUGAGAAGGAUGAGGCUGCGGUGGCUGAAGCUGCGUUACGUUCGAAUGAUAAAGAAGCUCAAACAGUAUUAUCGAGACAUGGUGAAGGAUUUCAUGGACGCAAGUGCAAGUUUGGAAUCGUUUCAACAGAGAGCUCUAGCUGAGGCCAGCUUCGCUUCUCUCGGUUUAGCUUUCACCACUUUCCCUUCUAUGGCGGUGGCCGGAGCAGCCGCAGAUCAUGGCGAAAUGCGACAAAAGGAAGGAAAAUCCAUGGAUUGAUCCCAUUGUCUCCACCCCGUAGGAACUACAAGAUCACCCCAAUGACGCCUUCUGUAUCUGGGGGUCUCCACCCCGUAGGAAUUACGAGAUCACCCCAAUGACGCCUUCAGUAUCUGGGGGUUGCGGACCGACCGCAAGCUAGGAAAAAUUUAUAAGAUAAUAAAAGGACCGACCGUAAGCUAGGAAAAAUUUAUAAGAUAAUAAAAGAAUAUAUAUAUAUAUAUAUAUAACCAUUCAAUCAAUCCUCAUAUUACUUCAGAUCCCAGAUAUUACAGGAAUAACUGGAUCAACAGCGAUCACUAUGCAAUCACAGCGCUCAAUCGCAAGAAUAUCAAAAUUGCGAUUCAUAUCAAUUGUAAUCCCCUUAAUUUUGUUAUUUUCUUUGUAUAAAUUUUGUAUAUAAACUCCUUCAAAUGAUAAGGAAGGGGUUACGAAUUUUACAUAAGAACUGUAUUGUAAGCUCUCACAACAAAUACAAAAACA
This is a messenger RNA of Pistacia vera, 906 nucleotides long. RefSeq lists its product as uncharacterized. Lineage: Eukaryota; Viridiplantae; Streptophyta; Magnoliopsida; Sapindales; Anacardiaceae. The coding region runs from base 1 to 423 and encodes 140 amino acids. The record is from RefSeq and is a predicted model, not a curated record. The transcript is spliced from 3 exons.